CCCCGUUGGAUCGUCUGCGAAUCUUGUGACGUGGUUAUUGGUACUUAACUGCAUAUUGAAAACUACUUAGCCAGCUCGUUAGCGGUAACUACAGUGUGAUUAAGCCGCCGGACGUCUGCUAUACACAUUAACUAGUUUUUGUUUAUGUGGAAUAAAAAGUUUAUUCGGUUGUUUUGACGGGAAUCAAAGUAGUUGCUGCUGUUUUGUCUGGUAAGUAAGCUGAGGCCUCACGAAGACCAGAUAGCACCCGUAGCUAGCUAUGAGUAUAUUAGAUCCUCAGGGCUGUGGGAUCGUAUCUGCUGUGACUUACUGACCAGAACUCAUACGGCGGCAGCAUGAAGCUCUACAGCCUCAGCAUCCACCAUAAAGGAGCAACCAAAGCCAACCUGCUUAAAUCGGCAUACGACCUCUCCUCCUUCAGCUUCUUUCAGCGAUCCAGUGUUCAGGAGUUCAUGACCUUCACCAGUGCCUUGAUUGUUGAACGGACAUCACAAGGAAGCCGUGCCUCCGUCAAAGAACAAGAGUACCUGUGCCAUGUGUACGUACGAAAUGACAACCUAAGCGCUGUAGUCAUUGCUGACACUGAAUACCCACAGAGAGUCUGUUUCACAUUGCUAGACAAGGUAUUAGAGGAGUUCUCCAGGCAAGUGGACAGUAUAGACUGGCCCUCUGGUAAUCCUGAUACCAUAAACUACAAAGCCCUGGAUAUUCACCUUUCUAAAUACCAGAACCCCAGGGAAGCAGAUGCAAUGACCAAAGUGCAGGCGGAGCUGGAUGAGACUAAGAUCAUUUUGCACAACACCAUGGAAAGUCUGUUGGAGAGAGGAGAGAAACUAGAUGAUCUUGUGGCAAAGUCAGAGCACCUGGGAAACCAGUCCAAAGCCUUCUACAAGACUGCACGAAAACAGAACUCAUGCUGUGAAAUCAUGUGAUGCUACUGCCUUGUCCUCGUGGACACGCCUCUCUCUGCCUUUCUGCUUUUCCUACAACUCCCAUCACGCACCAGCCACCAGCUCUCAACACAAAGGACAGAAAAGACGCUGUCUGAUCCGGGAUGGCGUGCCGGGAUGAGAGCACAGAGGGUGGAAGGUGGUGGCCAGUCUUAAGGGUGACCUGUCCGGAUUGUGACUGAUGGGGGCUGAAGGAGUGAUGGGGUUUGGUCGGGGUAUAUUUGAUUUAUUUUUAACCUUUUUCAAAGGGUAAACAUCUGUGCGGUGUUUCAAUGCCAGCUGCAAACAUAAUAGUGUGACGUUGUGUAUCAGUGAUGUGUUGUUGAAACGUCUUCAAACCAUUUGUUAUCCAGAUUGAAUCAAAGCCUUAGUUUGAUUUCAGCUCUUAAAAUUCUCAAAAGAGUAUUAAACACAAUUAUGCUCCUGCUUCAAGGCAACUCAGACAAUCUCACAGUCUUAUCUUGUGAUUUCAUAAAAUGCGUCAGCGUUUCGGUUCAAUUCUUUAAAACCCAGUUUUUCUUGCAGGUGUAACUUUUCUUGCCCACCAGGUGGCCCUGUUUAUUUACUUUAUUGCUCCAAUGAGCCUCACCGUUGAGGAAAAUGUAAAAUCUCUGUGAGCCAAGACUGCAAGUAUGAUUCAAAAAAAUAUCUCACCAAAUUUGACAAUGAUUUUGAGACGUCUUUGCUAGAAUGGAUUAAGUUACAUGACUUUUUUUUUUUUUUCUGUCUUAUAGUGUUAAUGAAACCUUAAACAUUCCCUUUUUUGGUGAGUGUGUUGUUGAGUGAUGACGCAUCGUGAAGCUGAUUAAGUGGGAGAAUAGAUGUGAAAUGUAGAGAGAUGUUUCUUUAUAGACGCAGCCUUAUUGCAGUGUGGCUAACGUGUAACCCCCUGUCCUGUUUUGAUAUGAUGUCGUCUAAUAUGAAGGACAGGACUUGUAAGCUAUUCUUUUAUUUUAUGUAUUGUAGCCAUGUUUUUCAACAUUCAACUGGCAGACAAGAUACAUGACACUUGAGCAGGUUUUUAGAGUCCAAAAGCCCACUCCGACCUCUGCAGUCAGGAGCUCAUCUGUACCGCUCAAACCUGGGAUCACUGACAUCUUACCAUCAUUUAUUGUGACUGAGGGGAUUCUGGGAAACCUCAGACGCUGUUGCAAUUCUGGCUUCUUUUUGUGCUAGUCAAGUUCCUCCUAAAAUGUCUUUAACUUCUGAAAAGAUGACGGACAUAAAUUGAAUGAUUUCACAUCACACUCUUAUGUUAAGACACUCCACGGCUGUCUUUAUUAUUCUUUUUUAUUUUCAGCACUGUUGGCUUUGUAUGUAGAAAUGUCUUUCACCAAGAACGGCUGAUCAGUUUAUGAUAAAGAGAUGCCUUUGGUUGUGUAUUUUAGAGGAUUCUCUGCUCUCUUUUCGCUGUAUGAGUGUAUGCUUUGCUAAUUUACAACAUAUGCAGGCUGCAUUAAUGUUGAGUGCCUGUGAUGGACCGUUGUGUGUGUGUGAUUUGAAUUGCUCUUUCUGCUUUUACAAUGUAAACGUUUGUGCAAUAUCUCUGCAGACUGUUGGUGUAUGUCUCUUUAGAAUGGAGAGAAUAAAUGGAAAUAUUUCUCAAAGGACAGUUAAUUG
Etheostoma cragini (Arkansas darter) is the source of this 2570-nucleotide messenger RNA. It is a transcript of the gene ykt6, whose product is annotated as YKT6 v-SNARE homolog (S. cerevisiae). Lineage: Eukaryota; Metazoa; Chordata; Actinopteri; Perciformes; Percidae. Gene Ontology annotation, molecular function: SNAP receptor activity. Gene Ontology annotation, cellular component: Golgi apparatus. The record is from RefSeq and is a predicted model, not a curated record. The transcript has 8 exons. The coding region runs from base 336 to 932 and encodes 198 amino acids. Gene Ontology annotation, biological process: endoplasmic reticulum to Golgi vesicle-mediated transport.